Molecule: messenger RNA, 1214 nt
Organism: Adelges cooleyi (spruce gall adelgid)
Lineage: Eukaryota; Metazoa; Arthropoda; Insecta; Hemiptera; Adelgidae
Product: forkhead box protein F2-like
Exons: 3
Coding region: 245-1156 (303 amino acids)
Biological process (GO): regulation of transcription by RNA polymerase II; animal organ morphogenesis
Cellular component (GO): nucleus
Molecular function (GO): DNA-binding transcription factor activity, RNA polymerase II-specific; RNA polymerase II cis-regulatory region sequence-specific DNA binding
Source: RefSeq, a predicted model, not a curated record
GCCCGCGCCAACGUCAAGGAGCAAAUUUGUGUACGACUGGUAAACAAUAAACACGUACGUUUACACAUUGCUCUUGGCUGUAUAGUAAAUAAUAACAACAAUAAUAAUAACAACAACAACGAUAGCGAUCAUAAGACACCGUCUUUCUUGCAUGAUGAACGAUAAUAAUUAUUACGCGCGCCGUGUGUUGUAAAUAAAUCGUUAGCGCAUUGUACGCACGAGUGACCUAAAUAACCGAAAAGUUAUGGACCUGCUAAUUGUGAAGGCCGAAGCCGACGACAACAAGAGGAAAUCGAAAACCACCGCCGGGCCCGUGAAAACAGCGACAGCGUCGGCCGCCGCGGGCCGGUCAGAAAAACCGCCUUAUUCCUACAUAGCCCUCAUAGUGAUGGCUAUACAGAGUUCGCCUGUCAAGCGGUUAACCCUGAGCGAGAUAUACGCUUUCCUACAACACCGUUUUCCGUUCUUCAGAGGAUCCUACCAGGGUUGGAAAAACUCGGUGCGGCAUAACCUAUCACUAAACGAAUGUUUCAUAAAGCUGCCCAAGGGUCUGGGUCGACCGGGCAAAGGUCACUACUGGACGGUAGAUCCGGCGUCUGAACUAAUGUUCGAAGAGAGCUCGUUCCGGCGGCGACCCCGAGGAUUCCGUCGCAAGUGCCAAAAAGUGGUCAUGUCAAUGCCAGUCAGUGGUUACCAACAAACACAAUACCACCACCAUCACCAUCAUCAUCAACAACCACCAUCAUCACAAACACAACCGCAACAACAACAGCAGCAGCCACCGCCUCCACCUCAGCCGCCUACGUCUAACGCUCAAUGCUACCUGCAUGACCAGUACGACUACGAAGACACGGCCGCCGCCGCCGUUGUCAGCUACCAGCAAGACUAUCAGCAGACAUACAGAAACGACCAGCUCGACCAUUUGACCAGUUUUUGGCAGGCGCAAAAAUCCGAAGCCUACGGUUAUCAGGAUCAAUUUGACUACGGGUGCCAGUACAACGUAACGCACGAUAAUGGUUACAACGUGGCCAUGCGAAGACAGGCCAGUGGAGGACAAAUGCAACAGCCGAUUUUGGAAAACGGCAUGAACGUCACAAACGGAUUAACGCAACACUUAGGAUUGCAUCAUUAUUACGAGUGCCCUAAGUUUUGUUAAUAUUAAAAUAAUAUUAUAUUUCUGUGCGUUUGUACAUUAUAUAUUAUAAACUUAACGA